AGACAAACCAAUGAUGAUCAUCACAGAACACAUGGAGAACGGAGCUCUGGACAGGUUCCUUAAGGACAACGACGGAGAGUUCAGCCCCAUCCAGCUGGUCGGCAUGCUGCGCGGUAUCGCCGCCGGCAUGAAGUAUUUGUCCGAGAUGAACUACGUCCACCGCGACCUUGCCGCUCGGAACAUUCUGGUGAACAGCCAGCUGGUCUGCAAAGUCUCCGACUUUGGCCUGUCUCGGGUUCUGGAGGACGACCCCGAAGCCACGUACACGACCAGCGGCGGGAAGAUCCCUAUCCGAUGGACCGCCCCUGAGGCCAUCUCCUACCGGAAGUUUACGUCUGCCAGUGAUGUGUGGAGUUACGGCAUUGUCAUGUGGGAGGUGAUGUCAUACGGUGAACGCCCUUACUGGGAGAUGUCCAAUCAGGAGGUCAUGAAGGCCAUUAAUGAAGGUUUCCGCCUGCCGGCUCCCAUGGAAUGCCCCCUCCGCCAUCUACCAGCUGAUGAUGCAAUGCUGGCAACAGGAGCGAAACCGCCGGCCGAAGUUCCCGGACAUCGUCAGUAUCCUGGACAAGCUGAUCCGAGCCCCCGAAUCUCUGAAGACCCUGGCUGACUUUGACCCAAGAAUCUCCAUUCGGUUGCCCAGCACGAGCGGAUCGGACGGUAUGCCCUUCCGGAGUAUUGCCGAGUGGUUGGAGUCCAUCAAGAUGCAGCAAUAUACGGAGUGCUUUAUGGCUUCGGCGUUCAACACCAUGGACAAGAUCAUCCUGAUGAGCCAAGAGGACAUCAAGCAGCUGGGCAUCCGACUCCCGGGCCACCAGAAGAGGGUCGCCUUCAGCAUCAUGGGACUCAAAGAACAGGCCAACCAAAUGGGGAUCCCCAUCUGA
Staurois parvus is the source of this 881-nucleotide messenger RNA. The record is from the annotation of a GenBank genome assembly. Lineage: Eukaryota; Metazoa; Chordata; Amphibia; Anura; Ranidae.